CCGAGUUGAAAGGGGAAAGGUCGUCUGAAACAUGGCUGCUCCCCUGGAUGACAUGUUUUCCUUCUGCGUGGACCCCGGCAAAGUGUCUAGCUGUGUGGAAGUCAGAUUUAUCGACAAUGUCAAGGGCAAGGGUCUCUUUGCCAAAAGGAGCAUGAAGAAGGGAGAAACCAUUUUCAUUGAGCGGCCUCUCGUCUCUGCCCAAUUCCUGUGGAACACUUUGUAUAAAUAUAAAGCCUGUGAAUACUGCUUACGUGCUUUGGAGACUGCAGAGGGGAAUGCGAGAAGACUUAGCGGCAUCCCCGGACUCAGCCUUCCUCAUCCUGAGCUGUGCCGUGUACGCCCAGAACAGCAUCAAGCGUGCCCUCAGUGCCAGGUGAUGUACUGCAGCAGCGAGUGUCGACAGGCAGCGGCAGAUCAGUACCAUCGGGCUCUGUGUCUGGGUCCCUCUGAAGAAGAUCCCGAUCACCCCAUCAACAAGCUCAAAGAUGCGUGGAAGAGUAUGCAUUAUCCCCCUGAGACCUCCAGCAUCAUGCUUAUGGCCAAAAUGGUAGCUAUGGUAAAACAGGCCAAAGAUAAAGCACACUUGCAGAAGCUGUUUACUCAUUUCUGCAGCCGGACAGCCAAUGAGGAAGAGGAGAUCGCCCAUAAGCUCCUAGGAGAACAGUUCAGAGGGCAGUUGGCCUUGCUGCACAGCCUUUUUAGAGAAGCACUUUAUGACGACCAUCUCAGCCGGUGGUUUGUCCCUGAGGGUUUCCGUUCUCUGUUUGCUUUGGUGGGGACCAACGGACAAGGCAUUGGCACCAGCUCUCUGAGCCAGUGGGUUCAUGCCUGUGAUGCACUUGAGCUUCCUGCCCAGCAGAGGGAGCAUUUGGACUCUUUUAUUGACCAGCUGUACAAGGACAUUGAAAAAGAAACCGGAGACUUUCUAAACUGCGAGGGAUCUGGACUCUUUCUGCUUCAAAGCUCAUGUAACCACAGCUGCAUACCCAACGCAGAGGCGUCGUUCCCCGACAACAAUUUCCUCCUUCACCUCAGUGCCCUCUGUGACAUCAACCAGGGAGAGGAGAUUUGCAUCAGUUAUUUGGACUGCUGUCAGCGGGACCGAAGCCGACAUAGCAGACAUAAGAUUCUGAGGGAGAACUACCUGUUUGUCUGCUCGUGUCCAAAGUGCGUUUCCCAGAUGGAUGAAUUGGAUGUGACAUCCGAGGAGGAAGAGGAAGAAGAAGGUGUGGCAGAAGGUGAAACAGAGGGGGAUGAGAUGGAAGAUGAGAUGACAGAUGUCUGAUGAAAGACUUGACCAUAUUGUUCUCAGCCGCCUCCCAUUCCUGCCACCACGCUCAGCACCCAUAAAGCCCGGAAGAAUUAAGGACCAGUCCAGACUAUGAUCUGCAUUUCACUGGCCAAAUGUGUCUCAAUGUGUGUUGAAAAUGGCCUAUUGGCAACACAUUUCACCCAGUGCUUUAGAGAUCAGUCACAGAAAGUGUGUGUGUGUGUGUGUGUGUGUGUGUGUGUGUGUGUGUGUGUGUGUGUGUGUGUGUGUGUGUGUGUGUGUGUGUGUGUGUGUGUGUGUGUGUGUGUGUGUGUGUGUGUGUGUGUGUGUGUGUGUGUGUGUGUGUGUGUGUGGACUGAUGUUUUGCUUUUUUCUUUUUGGCUCCACUUCAGCACACUGGUGGUUUACAAUAAAACAAAGAAAAUGCAUGCCAUUUAAACCCAUGGGGACUUAAAACUGUCAAAUUCAUGUUUUGGAGCUGUUUUGAACUACUACUCUUCAAGGAUAACUAUACCCAAUCACAAAUAUUCGCUCUGGUUUAAGAAAAAGAGGUAAAAAUUCAAACCUUUAACCUUUAUAGUUUUCUGGCAUCAACUCCAAAUCAAUACAAAGUUUUUCUGGGUGGUCACCUUUGUCCUUGGAUUGCAAUCCUGAAGUAGGUGAUCUAUUCCAGGGUGAAAAUUUCCCAUCCUCAGGACGCAAGAGGCAUGUACUGCUGCCCUCACAAUCACCAGGUCUUCACACAGUUGUACACACACACACACACAUACUGGAGAGUUAGAGAGCACUUGUAAAAACCAUCAUCAAAACACCAAAUGAUGGGAUGCCUUUUGGAAGAAUGGCUUAUUUUCCUCCAGCAGAUUUCCAGGAAACUGGAGAAUUGAACUGGAGUUCUGGCAAACAUUCAUUAUUAUCUAUUGUUGUCAGCGCCACUGUCACAAUAGAAGUUUCAUUCACAGCUGAUGUAUACAAUAAGAGGAUAAGAGCGGCUUUAGCACAAGGUCAGGUCUAUAUCCUAUAGUGUAGUUAUUUUGUCUGUAAUCCAUUGUGUGGGAGUGAAGAGCCAAAGAAAAACUGUCAAAAUAUGGCGAUUGCAAUGUGUUUGACAUGUAAGUUCACUUAAUGUAACUCAUAACAAAUGUUUCCAUUUUCUAAAGACUCUUAAAGAAAACAAAGCAGUUAAGCAAAGGUCAGUUUGUUCAUAGGUGCUUCUGCUUUACCUAAUAUAUGUUUCUUACAUGACUAUGCAUACAGUGUUGUUCAGGCUUUUUAUUUAUAGGCCUAAUUACAGCCUUGUCAUAUGGGAGACAUCCAGCCGGUGAAUAUAUAGUUUGGUUUCCAUCCUUUGAUCUACUGGGUUGAGUUAAACCUUACUUAAUGCAUUAUGGAGACCUUGAGUGGAAAAUUGCUUUGUCAGUAACUGUUUGCCCUUUUGUUGAGAACUGUAUUUCAGACCACGGUUCCAUAUGAGUGAAAUUGCUGCUGCUGCUGCUGCUGCUGCUGCUCUACGUGAAUCAAUAUUACAACAAUGACUGUAAUCACAAAUCGCAGUGUUUUCAGCUGCUCAACAAAGAUUGGAAAUAUUGAAUGACAAUUUUCUCAGUUAGCAAUCAGCACAGUGGCACAGGAGAACAUGGCUUUGUAAGUCGCAUGUAAAAUUUAAAUAUAACAGGAGCCUAGCAGUUGUCAUUUUUACUGCUCUGGCAUAAAGCAUUGAAAUUGGA
Oreochromis aureus is the source of this 2994-nucleotide messenger RNA. It is a transcript of the gene smyd5, whose product is annotated as SMYD family member 5. Bases 32 to 1285 code for a protein of 417 amino acids. NCBI's taxonomy places the organism in Eukaryota, Metazoa, Chordata, Actinopteri, Cichliformes, Cichlidae. The record is from RefSeq and is a predicted model, not a curated record. Gene Ontology annotation, molecular function: histone H4K20 methyltransferase activity; protein binding. The transcript has 13 exons.